AUGGCGUCAACUGAGGUUCUAACAGGGUUUAGGGUGUAUAAGGAUUACACCCAGAGAAAGAGCUAUUACAGAGAUCACCUCAGAAUGGCCAGAGACAUGCUCGUGGUAGAAGCUCGGUUCCCAAAGCAAACAAAAACGCUCUUGCGCAAAUCAAAUAAAAGAUUAUUCAAGAAUCUAGAAUCCUUACAACAGAUUUCAGACUCCUUCUUUAAAAGAAUUAAAUUGGAUCCAGAAGUUUUGGACUCUUUCAAGAAUCUCGUAGGAACGAGCUUUGUAAAUGGAACAAUCGACUUUGAGUCGUUUCUGUCGACAAGUAAAUCUAACCAUUUUAGCUUACUUGAGCUGUUAUUCAAAACGCUGUCGAAAAACUAUGACAGGAUUCUUGACUUGGAGGCCCAGGCGAACAGGCUGACAGAUGUUAACGCAGAUUUAAACUCAUACAUCUCAGACGUGCUGGACGAAUAUGAAAAAUUAAGGAAAUUCGCAGCAGAUAGUAAGGAAAUGAGGACCUCAGAAGUAGGAAAGCUGUCAGAAGAGUACCAAAUUCUAUAUGAAAAGUAUUUAUCACUGCAGGAAGAGUUAGUGGAAGCAAACCAAAUGAUCUCAUUCCUGCAAAAUGAGCUUUCAAGAUAUAAAAAACAACAACAAGAAAGUGAAAAGAUAGAAUAUGAUGAUAGGAAUGAUGAAAAAUCAGCUGUAAGAUUUAAUUUUCAACAACAAACCAUGGACUUGUUUGAUCCGCAAGUGGAAGAUAUAACACCCAAUGAUAAGGAAAUAGAGUAUGAAAGUAGGCUGAAUGACUUACAGAGAACCAAUGAUAUGUUGUUUGAAGAGAACAUGAAGUUGAGGAAGAUGAGAGAUCAAAAACCACCCCAGGAACAAUUUGGAGCAGAUAAGUUUGUUACACUAAGCAUAUUGUUCCACCAAAUUACAAAGAGCAUGAACAAGGUGUUCCAAGAUCAUAGCGAUUUCGAAAGAACGAAUGAUCCAGAAGAAACGCAGCAAAACAUAAAAUUAUACCUGCAGGAUGCAAGACUGAGGACACUAGACUAUGAAAAUAUGGUGUAUAAGGAUAGGCUGAUGGAGGUUGAAACGCUCUUGAAAACGGAAAGCAUAGCCAGAAUAACACUGGAGACUACGAUAUCAGACCUUAAAAUCAAGCUCUACGAGUCAGAAAACCUUUACCUGGAGCUGGAAAACUUGAAAACGUCAGUAAGAACAAAGGAAAAUGAAUUAAAGAACAUGGUCGAGUCAGGAAAGGUGGAGUCGGAACAGUUAGGUAAAAUGCAAUACAUGGUGACAAACCUGACGUACGAUAAGAACGACCUACUUAAUAAGAUAUCAUCACUGGAGUUUGCAAUAGAUUCCCAUAAUAAGGAGAGAGAUGUGAUGAGAGGACAGCUCAGAAAGUUAGAGAAUUUGUUAGACCAGAAUUCAGAAAAGUUUGACUUCAGAGAUAAAAUAACCAAUAUCCACCUCCAGGCAGAGAUAGAAAUUUUAAAUGAUAAGGUGCAUAGAAUGAAAAUACAGUUGGAAGAAGUGAAGAAGGAAAAUGUAGAAUUGGUAUCGACAAGAGUUAAGAUGAGAAAUGAUCUGGAAAGAGUAAGAAGAGAAAAUUCAGAAUUACAGAAAAGAAUAUCAGAAUCUGUGAAAAAUGAGUCAAAUAUGACAGUUCAAAUACAGCGAUUAUCAAGUAACCUAGACUCGCUAAAGGAAUCACUGGAAACGAGUUCAGGAAACAUUAGAGAUAUGGCAGACGAGGUGGAAGUAGCUAAAAAGAAAAUAUUUGAAAAGGAUUUGCAGUUGUCAUUAAUAGAGAACAAAAAGGAUGAAUUGAAAGCUGUGUUAGACGACUUUGCAAUAAAGCUGAGUUCGUCGAAGGUGAAUAAAGUAAACGUAGUGAAGAAGUUGGAUUUAAAGACAAUAAGCUACAGUGAAUUAAUACACACACUUACGAGUUCUAACCAGAAUGGCCAAAAUGAGGUUACAGAGUACACAUACCAUUACCUGAUGAGUAACCUGGAGAACUUAAUAAAGUUUAACGAGAUGUUGGUAACUUUGUGCAUAAACCUGUCGAAGGAGCUUAACGCGCUGAGCGAAAGUGUCCUGAAUGUGACUAGCUUCUCAAACAUAUUUGAAACGUUUAAUAUAGACUUGGUAAAUGUGGAUACCUUGAAGACGGAACAUUUGUCGGAGGUGAGUGACCUGAAACUAAAGGUGAAAAACCUGUCGGAUCUGAACAAAAAUUUGGCACAUAAACAUGUAUGGGAAAAAAGUAUAGUUAGACUGAAGGAAAAGUAUACAUCGACGAUUGCUAAACAUAAAGAUAUCAUGGUAGAAUGUGAUAAGUUUAUAAAGCUGAACCAAGAAGGUUUGGAUGGAUUAAUAGCCGAAAACACAACGCUCAAAUCCGACUGUUCCAAAGCUGCAUUCUUGAUGGUAGACUAUGAGAAUCAAUUAUCAGAAACAUCAAUGGAGCUCCUGCACUUGAAGGAAAUGAUAUAUACACUCCUGCCAGAUGACCUUAAACUCAGGUCAGAAAAAGAUGCACCACUAAAGUCACUAGAGUUGUUACAUGAACGUAUUAAUUUUAACCAUGGAGACUAUAUGAAGUUAAAGAGUUCGAGUUCUAUGAACAUGAGCUCAUUUGUAAAUAACUAUCAUGAGCAACCGAAGUUUUCAUUUAAUGAAUCAUCAAAUAAGAAGUUGGAAAUCAAACCAUCACGUGAGGAGAGGGAACUUCUGGAUGAAUUGAAUGAAAAUAAAGCUAACUACGAUUUGGAUAAUGAAAACUAUCUACUUAGCUCUAAGGAGCGAGAAUUGAAUGAUGUUUACGAAGAUGUUAGGUACUACUGUAACCUAAUGGCUUCUGACAUCAAGUCCCAGAUGAAUCAUGACCCUACUUUGACACUGGAUACAGAUUACGAAUACAGUAAUACGAAUGAUCUACUCUCAGAUGAUACAAUCAGUGAUUACAAGGAUGAAGAUUACGUCUCAGAUAAGUUUAAAUACGUUCUUGACCUCCUGGAUAAGUUAUUCAGCCACUACAAUCGCCAAAUGAAGGAUCAUUAUCAAAAUAUGAAUAACCCUAACAGAACACACACGACCCUGGUGCUUGAUACAGGUGUGAUAAAAUGCAUAACCAAGUUUGUUCAAACCCUGAAGAGGUAUUAUAAUACAUUUAAUAAUCAAAACACUUUUGUAUUGGAUGACCUGCAGUAUGAGUUCGAGUCGAUACCACCAAUGCUUGACCCGCAUAAUAAGUUUAAAACGUUCUGCUCAUGCUUAACAAAUCUACUAAAUAUCUCGUCAGAGUUCAUUUUGGAUCAGCUUAGCGAAAGCUCAGAGCAGGUGAGUCACUUGAUGAAGGACAUUGAAACAACAACGUCGUCAAUGAGGCAAUUGGAGGAGAUUAACAUAGCUAAGGAUCAGCAAAUAAAGUCGACACAAUUUGAAAUCAGUGACUUGAAAAAUCAAAUAAACCACCUCCAAACACUCUAUCAGAAGGAAAAGAACAAUAAUAUGGAAAAUAAACUGGAUUUGGAAAAUUAUGAAUAUGAACUCAAUAAGCUCAGGGAUGACCUGAGGAAUCAGUUAAACAAAAACGAAAAACUGGAAUUAUUGGUAAAAGAGUAUCAACAGAUAAUACAAAUACAAGAAUCGAGAGCUUGAUUUGAUUAUUGCCCCUUGGAACUCCCAAAUUUUACUUUAUAAGUUUUAAAAUUUUAAUUCCACCAAUUGUGUAAAAUAACCUUAUCUCACUAUUAUC
Messenger RNA from Theileria parva strain Muguga, 3769 nucleotides. RefSeq lists its product as uncharacterized. The record is from RefSeq and is a predicted model, not a curated record. Bases 1 to 3672 code for a protein of 1223 amino acids. NCBI's taxonomy places the organism in Eukaryota, Apicomplexa, Aconoidasida, Piroplasmida, Theileriidae. The transcript has a single exon.